Nymphalis io (European peacock) is the source of this 2274-nucleotide messenger RNA. RefSeq names its product beta-1,4-galactosyltransferase 7. The record is from RefSeq and is a predicted model, not a curated record. The transcript has 3 exons. Lineage: Eukaryota; Metazoa; Arthropoda; Insecta; Lepidoptera; Nymphalidae. Gene Ontology annotation, biological process: proteoglycan biosynthetic process; carbohydrate metabolic process. The coding region runs from base 106 to 1005 and encodes 299 amino acids. Gene Ontology annotation, molecular function: xylosylprotein 4-beta-galactosyltransferase activity.
CAUAUCAUAUCACAAGUUUUGUUUUUGUAAGUAUAAAAUUUUAAGGAUUCCUCAAACUGAUAUAAUGAAUGUGGCCCAAAUAAUUCAUACUUGAUACAAGUUUUAAUGUAUCGUAGUUUUAAUUUAAUGGGGUACCGUGUGACUGGAUCAAAAUGCCUCACGAUCUGUCUUGGAUUCACCUUUAUUAUGGGAUGUUUCUUAGCAUCUCUACCAAUAGUACCUUCAGAGCCAACAAACCUCCGGAUAUCAUCAACAACAUAUAAUAAGAAGAAAUUAGCUAUAAUCGUACCAUUCAGAGAUCGAUUUGAAGAACUCUUAGAGUUUGUACCUCACAUGUAUAAAUUUCUACAAAAACAAAACAUACCUUUUCACAUAUUCAUUGUACAACAGAAAGAUAACAAUCGCUUCAACAGAGCCUCGCUCAUAAAUGUUGGCUUCAUUUAUACAAAGAAGGAUUACGACUACAUCGCUAUGCAUGAUGUAGAUUUGCUGCCAAUGAACGAUAAUUUAAAAUAUGGCUACCCCAAAAAUGGUCCUUUCCACAUAUCCUCACCACAAACACACCCUAAGUAUCAUUAUGAUACAUUUAUUGGUGGUAUUUUAUUAAUAAAAAGGGAGGAAUUUGAUUUGGUUAAUGGUAUGUCGAAUAACUAUUGGGGGUGGGGUUUAGAAGAUGAUGAGUUCUACGUGAGAUUAAAAGAUGCAAAAUUAAAAGUAUUGAGACCUGAAAAUAUAACAACGGGACCAGAUAAUACUUUUAGACAUAUACAUGACAAAACCUAUCGCAAACGUGACAUGAGGAAGUGUUUCAACCAGCGGGAGAUUACCCGCCAUCGGGACAGAGUAACCGGAGUCCACGAUGUUGCCUAUAAAAUACACAGCACUCACAAUGUUUCUAUAGACUCUUUACCGAUCACAGUGAUUAAUGUUGAACUAAUUUGUAAUAAGACUGCUACACCUUGGUGCCAGUGCCCCGAACCACCUAAAGUUAAAAAGGUAAAGUGAGUUGUGAACAAUAGUUAUAGAAUAAGGUUUUAUUGUUCCUCAUUUAUCCAGACUGACUGGGACCAUAGAGAAUCCGUGUAAUCAUAAAUUUGAAUAAUAUGGAUAAUGAUAACAAAUGGCUUAAUAAGCAAAAUUCAUCUGUCUAAUCUCAGGAGAUUUCAACAAUAAAUGCUAGAAUUGUAUAAGGAAUCAAAUGAAAAUGAUAAAAUUUAGCACAUUAAUAGUGGUCAGUCAACAUUUUUAAUGUUAUAUUUUAAGAGGGGAGUUCUUGAGGUGUCAGGUAUAAAUAAGUACUGUCCUUGGAGUUUAAGCUCGCUGUGUGCUAAAUUGUACAUAUAGUAAACUUAAAUAAAUAAAAUGACUAAAAUUUGAUAUCCGAGCCUUUACUUUAUGGAUCAGAAUAAAAAUCCUGGUGAAGAUCUUAGAUAAGAAAAUGUAAGGUGUUUUUGAAAUCGUUUAUGGCACGAAUGGUGCUGAUACUAUUUAAUGAUGCGUAUUUUAAGUGCUUGGUACUCUAAUUCCUGAAGCAAUAAACGUAAAAUUAAAUUAUUAUAUAGGGCCAUUAAAAAUAACGAUUUUUGACAAUACAAUGAAAUACACAAUAUAUAAUUUCCAAAAAAAAUUAUAAUACUCAAUCUGUUGAAUAAUAUUAUAUAAAUUAAAGCAUUUAUGGAUUUGUGACUGUAAUAUUUUUUCACUUACCUGUAUACAUUUUAUUAUCUGUAACCAUAGACAAAAUUGACUGAGUAAUAGUGUCACAAACAUGGCCACUCUAAAAGACAAAGCGGAAAUUAACUAUUACUUCCCUAUGUAUUACUGUAAUAUUGUCUCAUAUUGUGGUUACAUAUUUACGCAAUGCCUUCUUCUUCUUUCGAAUGUCCAAUCACUGAUGACAGACAGAGAAAAAAUUUUGUUUAAUGAUUCACCAAUACACAAUUAUUAUUUUAAUAUUAAUAAUUAUUUGUUAAGUUCAAUUACAUAAGUAUGUAUUUACAAAAGAAAAGCAGUAUAUGUAUACUACAUACAUACAUAUACUAUCAGUCAAAUGGUUUCCAUGGUAUGAGCUCGCUUAGUUUGGGAUCAGAUGGCCGUGUUUGAAUAAUGUCCCAGGAUAUUAUUAUUAUUAUUGUUUUACUUUAAUGUACAUAUUGUAUUUGAAUUUGUUAGUCAAUUAUGUAUGGAGACAAUAUAUAUUGAUUUAAGUUUUAUAUAUAAUGAAAUACCUAGUCUGUCCUAUUUUGAGGGAAUUUUGCUAAACUUAUCUGAUAU